AUGAGACCGAAAGCACUGGACGCUGUUGCAGCUCAAAAGGAAGGGGAAAGGUCACCAGACAAGAGAUCACCAGCUCGGCAGCAGAUACAAGUCAUUGAGGAGCCAGCCACCGCGAGUAAGACCUUCGAAUCCCCAGCACCAGCAUCAGAUGGCUCCGUAGCAACCACAGAUGGCUCCACUGAAGACACCCCGACUACUCCAGUCCCUACAGCCACCACCAUCGUUUCAGAGGUCGCCCAAAGCGUCAAGUCAGCAGUCGACACCGCCAUCGCAUGGGCCGAAACGAAAGUCGAGAGCCUAAGCGCAGAGCACGAUAGCACAGGCCCGUAUACCUCACCAGCGACUUGCAUGCCCUCGGACCUCGAUGCCAUUGCCAGUGGGAUUCUGCCUGCUAUGCCGAUUGCGAGACAAUACGAUGGAGGGAUUGAUGAUGAUAAGAAAGAAGCAAAGGGUACUGAGAAGAGCACCAAGACUGGAGACGGACAGAGCGAGAAGAAUGGAGAGAAGCAGGAUGACGAAGCAGAGCCUAAGUUGUAA
Alternaria postmessia is the source of this 537-nucleotide messenger RNA. RefSeq lists its product as uncharacterized. Bases 1 to 537 code for a protein of 178 amino acids. NCBI's taxonomy places the organism in Eukaryota, Fungi, Ascomycota, Dothideomycetes, Pleosporales, Pleosporaceae. The transcript has 2 exons. The record is from RefSeq and is a predicted model, not a curated record.